AUGGACAGUUGGGGCUCCUCGCUCUGCUUCCCAAACCUCAACUCCUCCUGCAGGCGGCUGAUGCUGCAGCCCCGCUCCCAGACUGCUCUCUUCUACACCCUCCUAGCCUCCAUCUCUCUGCUCACUGUGACUCUCAACCUGCUUGUCAUCAUCUCCAUCUCUCAUUUCAGGCAGCUGCACACUCCGACCAACGCCCUGCUGCUGUCCCUGGCUGUGUCCGACCUGGUGGUGGGGCUGCUCAUGAUGCCCAUCGAAGGGCUGCGCUACCUGGAGACGUGCUGGCUGCUGGGGAGGCUCAUGUGUGCUCUGACUCCUUAUAUCUCCUACUGUCUGGUCUCCACAUCUUUGGGCCACAUGGUGCUCAUAUCCAUAGACCGCUACGUGGCGAUCUGUGACCCGCUGCUUUACUCCUACAGAAUCAACCUGACUACUGUUAAAAUCUGUAUUUCAGCCUGUUGGGCGGUUUCGCUCUUCUACAAUGGGCUGAUUCUGAUGCGGCACUUAGAGCAGCCAGACCGGUACAGCUCCUGUCACGGGGAGUGCGUGGUGGUCAUCAGUCACGUUUCAGGAACUGUCGACCUCUUCGUCACCUUCGUGGUGCCCUGCACUGUCAUGUUUGUUCUCUAUAUCAGGGUUUUCAUGGUGGCCGCGUCUCAGGUGCGGGUCAUUCAGUCACAGACAGUUGCCGUCGCAGCAGCGCCAGCCGCUAAAAAAUCAGAGUGGAAAGCAGCCAGGACACUUGGGGUUUUGAUUAUUGUGUUCAUAAUGUGUUUCUGUCCAUAUUACAUUCCCUCCCUGGCAGGCGAGAACACCUCUAACAGCCUGUCCUACUUUGCUGCGUUGUCAUGGCUCCUGCUUAUUAACUCCUGCUUGAAUCCUGUCAUCUACGCUCUGUUCUACCCCUGGUUCAGAAGAGCAGUGAGGUUCAUCUUUACUUUUAAAAUACUGCAGCCUCACUCCCGGGAGAUGAAGAUCCUGUAG
Molecule: messenger RNA, 981 nt
Organism: Cololabis saira (Pacific saury)
Lineage: Eukaryota; Metazoa; Chordata; Actinopteri; Beloniformes; Belonidae
Product: trace amine-associated receptor 13c-like
Exons: 1
Coding region: 1-981 (326 amino acids)
Biological process (GO): G protein-coupled receptor signaling pathway
Cellular component (GO): membrane
Molecular function (GO): trace-amine receptor activity
Source: RefSeq, a predicted model, not a curated record